This is a messenger RNA of Osmerus eperlanus (European smelt), 3277 nucleotides long. Its product is annotated as carboxy-terminal domain RNA polymerase II polypeptide A small phosphatase 1-like. The transcript is spliced from 7 exons. The coding region runs from base 302 to 1087 and encodes 261 amino acids. NCBI's taxonomy places the organism in Eukaryota, Metazoa, Chordata, Actinopteri, Osmeriformes, Osmeridae. Gene Ontology annotation, molecular function: RNA polymerase II CTD heptapeptide repeat phosphatase activity. The record is from RefSeq and is a predicted model, not a curated record.
UGUAUCUUGAAAUUGAGAGCGGAGUUGAACUCCAUAUUGAAACAAAGUAACUAACUUCUUUGUAAAUGCAUUGACCGUGUAAUUUUUUUAACUUUAAACCUAUUCUCUACAUGACUAAUAUCACAGAGAUGCAAUUGAACAGAUCGUGCUUGUUUUUGUAUUAUGCUUUUAUGCGGGUUAGAUAUUCUGAGGAAAUAGAAUUUUUAAUGCAAGUUUAUUGAAUAUCAGCAGACGAGACAUAAAAAGGCCACUUGAACUUCUGGUGAAAGGACUCUAAGGACUUCCUAGGAUUCUAGGUGUGAUGGACAAUCAGUCCUCAGUAAUCACGCAAGUUAGUAGAGAUGAAGAGGCAAACAACGCCGUUCGAGACAAGAGCCCCCCGGGCUCUACCUCUAAGAAGCCCAGGAACAGAGGAUUGUUUGGCAGCCUGUUUUGCUGCCUGUGUCAUGACCAGGCUGAAUCUCCGCCCGUCAACAACAAUGCCCCGCUGCUGGUGGAGGAAAAUGGAACUGUCUCCAAGGUCCAGAUGAAGCCACUGCUCCCUCAGGCCAAGUCAAAAGAUGCUGGGAAGAUCUGUGUGGUGAUUGAUCUGGACGAAACACUGGUCCAUAGCUCCUUCAAGCCUGUGAGCAAUGCGGACUUCAUCAUCCCAGUUGAGAUAGAUGGUACUGUCCACCAGGUUUAUGUGCUGAAGCGCCCCCAUGUGGAUGAGUUCCUGAAACGCAUGGGGGAGCUGUUUGAAUGUGUUCUUUUCACUGCUAGUCUUGCCAAGUAUGCAGACCCGGUGUCAGACCUGUUGGAUAAGUGGGGAGCAUUCCGUUGCCGCCUGUUUCGCGAGUCGUGUGUGUUCCAUCGGGGUAACUAUGUCAAAGACCUGAGCAGGCUGGGUCGCGAUCUCAACAAGGUCAUCAUCAUAGACAACUCUCCUGCCUCCUACGUCUUUCACCCUGGCAACGCCGUGCCUGUGGCCUCAUGGUUUGACGACAUGUCUGACACUGAGCUCCUGGACCUCAUCCCGUUUUUUGAGCAACUGAGUAAAGUUGACAAUGUCUACACCAUCCUCAAACAACAGAACUCCACUAGCUAGCGCCAUCUCCAUCAGCUAGCACAAACUGCUAGGACCACCCUACUAGCCCUACGACCAACAGCUAGCAUUGUCAACCACUCCAUCAGGUCCCUCUACUGCCAUCUACAGGCUGCCAAUGCCUUCCCUGGACACACACCUCUAUGCUCCAACUGUAGUGUUCAGCCCGUUUUUUCCAACCUUUUCCCUCAGUAUUUAUCCCCAGACACAGCCUCUUACACCAGCCAAUAAACCUCCAGUGCCCCAAGGACUGGAGAAUAUCACAGUGCUUUUACCCUGCUUGUGCUGCCACCAAAUGGAGGAACAAAGAAUUGCACAAAAGCAAUCCCAUCCCUCCCGUCCUCCAUCAUUAGGUUCCCAAUACACCCUACCAUGGACAGUGCAAUAGAUCAUAAUGUAAACUGUAGGUCUGGUCCUGAACUACUAGAAUGUGUUAGGGAAUUUCAAAACAUGGAUACAGCCAGAACAUUGUGGUGCCAGUGGGUCACUCAAGGACAGCAGAUGUCUGAAGGUCUAGAGAUGUCAUGAUGAAAAAGAAAGAUGAAGGUAAAAAAACAGUGCCUUUUUUUAAUGAAGUGUAUGUCUCAACGGAUGGGCCUACAGUGAUGUUCCUGCGAGGACAAGUGUACCAGGCUGAGCUGCAACGUUAGAAUACUGACAACGCUACUGGAUACGAUGGUGGAGACUGGACGUUGUGAAGAGUGGGAACUUUAAGUUACAGACUGAGCAGAAUGAUGGUUAUCUUUUAUAGGAAAACAAUCAAUGGACGGGUGGGAGUUUUUAACACUUGAAUAACGUGUUAUUGUUUUUGUAUCUUUCAUACUUCCUUCCCAACUUAGAGCAGAAUCAACAGAAAGUAACAUUUUUUAAAUUUUGUGCAUACUGUAAACUGCUGGCCAAACCACCUGAAAGCACACAAUGGGUGAAUAUACAUAGCACAUCCCAGCCACCAACCAGUGUGAUCAGUACUUUAAAGUAUUGUAACCUGCUUACUGCAUUUAUGAAGACUUUCUUCUUUGCCGAUGUUUUCAUUGAAACCUUGGGGUUAUGUGGGAUCAUAGAAGAAUUCACUUGACGAAUACCUGGAAAAAAAAGUUAAGAGUUAACGACAAAGCAGCACUUUAAAUGAUUCCGAUUCUAAUCACUACAGACCACCCUGCAUGGGUGGAUAGAUUAUGUGCCAUUCUAGCUCUCUUAAACAUGGUGCCAAUAGAUAUCAUGGCAUCAAGGAUUACAUGGAUGUCAGAGAACAUGUGACCUUCCUAUCUAAUUUAGUUUAGAGUGAUUGAGUCCCAGAUGAUGUUGUUAUUAUAGAGGGCUGAGUUAGACAAACCUGUUUGCUCUCAUCAGGAAGAAAUGUGCUUAGGCUCUGCUUGCCCAAAGUACUCAUUCCUCACCAUUUCACCACCAACAGUACUUGAAUUUAUUUCCCUAUUCGUUGUAAAGGACUGCAAAUGCUAUGCUAUCCAUAUAGUAGCGGUGAUUGGGGUCGUUUAUUUUUUUAAACUUCUGAUGUGAUGCAGCAAGAAUAAUCGGUACUUAUCUGGGUUUGGAACAACCCAAGAAUCUGUGUUGUAUGUUUGAAUGGAAAACAUGUUUUAAACUGAUCCACGAAAGCAUAGGAGAGAGGCAUUGUUGUAUUUGACUAAAAGCUUUGAAAAAAGGCUUGUAAAAAUAAUAUGAAUGGGAGCUUUAAUUAACUAGUCACAAAUAAAAGUCAGCAUCAGUAUUAAAAAUAAUCAUACUAUUUUUCUAUGAUUUUUAACGAGAAUAUAAAAUCACAUUCCAUGAUGAACACCCCCAGUGCCUGUGUCAAUCAGUUUAGAUGCUGAAAACAUUUUCUUUUAAUUCACUGAUUACAUUACAUUCAGUUUUUUGUUUUCAACUGUCCUCCCAUUACUGUGAUCUGAUGAGAAAUAAUGUAGAAACAAUUAAUCUUAUUGGUUCUCUCUGUUGUCCACAAUGCCUUUAGAAGUAUACUGUAGCUAAGAAGCACCAGCAGGUACCUGAGAGAUGUCCAACAAGGACUCAAUGUACCAGGCAGCAUCAACGGGUAUGGACCCUGGAUGGACCCUGGAUUGCAAUACUGAAAACGUACUGAUAGUUUUAGCCAUCUUCAGACUUGUACUUGUGUGUGUGUGUGUGCUUGUAUUGCAAAUCAAGAUCUGCCAGUAAAAUCUAACCUAUGAUGUA